AUGGCUAGUCACAUCCUUAAAGUCGAGGAGGAAAACCGCAUCGGCAUUUCGGUGCGGAACCUCACCGUGGAAGCGAACAGUCUGGCCAUCAUCAACGAUGUCUCAUUCGACCUCAACUCCGGCGAGCUUCUCGCAAUCAUGGGGGGUUCCGGGCUGGGGAAGACCACAUUGUUGAACGUGUUGUGCCAGCGGACUAAUGUCACCGACAAAAAGCUCAAGUUCCUGGGGCUGAUCCUUUACGACAAGGCGGAUACCGAUGUCAUCAACUACAGUUAUAUGCAACAAACAGACUCAUUUUUACCUGGGCUCACGGUGUUUGAGACGCUUAAGACCCAGUCGGACUUGCGGAUGCCUCCCAGUGUUUCAGAAGGGGCCAAGCUCGAGUUGAUUAAUGAAUUGCUCAAAGUGUUGGAACUCGAACACAAGCGCGACACCGUCAUCGCCACCUUUGGCAGUCACCGCACAUUCUUAUCGGGUGGGGAACAACGGCGGGUACUGGUAGCCAUCCAGUUGCUUUCAAGACCCCGGAUCUUGUUCUUGGACGAACCGACUACGGGGCUCGAUACCCUGUCUUCGUUGAAACUUGUGCAAACGUUGAAGAAGCUUGCCAGUCCUGAGAUUGGUCUUACCGUGGUGCUUUCGAUCCACCAGCCUCGUCCCGAAAUCAGUGUCAUGUUUGAUAAGCUCUGUCUUUUAUCUAAAGGGGGUCGUCUUGUCUACUUCGGUCUGUUGGCCGACCUGGUGCCUUACUUUGAGCUGCUAGGACACUCGCUGAAGGGGAGAGACAUCACCCACAUGGACUUUAUCAUCAAUUUGAGUGUUAAAGAUACCCUGACAAAGGAGCGAGAGGAAGCCAGUGAGCAUCGGAUUCAGGAGCUUUCGCGAGCGUGGAAGCAACACCAGCAACUCAAACCGAUAGACAGCCCACCGACACUCGAAACCCUGUUGAAACUCUUCAAGAAACACUACCCCAUUUCGUUCUGGAGAGAAUUAGUGGUACUCACUAAACGUACGGCGUUGUUAACGGUUCGGGACAAACUGCUGCUUCUUUCACUUAAUUUGGGGAUGGCAUUUUUAGGGGCAGUCACCGGGUGGAUGUUCUAUAAGCCCGGUUUGGAUUUGGCCGGGGUCCGGACACGGACAUCGUCGAUCUACGUCAUGCUUGAAGUGGUUGGUUUCUGUCCCCUUUACUUUGAAGUGGAACGGUUAUGGUCUACCGACGGGGUUUUCUUCCUACGAGAGUAUCUGGAAGGGUACGUGCUGAUCCCUGGUUUCGUUAUAUCACGACGGCUAGGUAAGCUCUUCUUGGAGGAUGUUCCUAUCGGUGUACUUUUCGGUCUGAUCUCAUACUUCAUGUAUGGUUUGCGUGGAGGCGGUCAUUACUUUGGCAUUUACAUUACCGUGUGUAUCCUCAUCAACAUGGUGGGGAUGGCCACUGGUCUCUUGAUCUUCGCCGUGCUGCCGGAUUUCGUCAUCGCCUCGCUUGUCUACGGGGCCAUCUACCAGUUGCAAAACUCUGCCUGUGGCUACUUCGUCAAUUCCAAGACCAUGCCCGUAUACGUGCGCUGGUUGAAGUACUGUGCCUACUUCUGGUACGCGUUUGGCGCCCUUACCUCGAACCAGUACACUGACUGGCUGGGCGACUGUCCCUAUGACGACCCUGAGUGGUGUAUUGAGUUUGAGGGCAAUUACCAAUUGAGUGUGCUUGGGUUCCCGCAAAACUGGAUCGCCGAACCUAUCGGUAUUCUCGUGGUGUGGUGGUUUGGCUUCCACUUGAUUCUGAUCGCUGCGUUCUAUUUGCGUAAGAACGACAUUGCCAUGGCGAAGCAGAAGAAGAAUAAGUUUGGUGGCGAGGACGAACGGCCUAAGGAGAAAAAUAAGGAUGGCGUGUCUCCCACUAAGCUGGAGCUGCUGACCCUUGGUGAAUCGUGGCUGCCGGUGAGUAUCCACGUUAGCGACGUCACGUUACAAACGCGUCGUAAAAACGUUACUUUGCUUGAUAACAUUGCCUGUGAGUUUAAAGCGGCCACCGUCAACGCCAUCAUGGGUCCCUCUGGUGGGGGCAAGACGACGAUGCUUAACUACUUGUCGAAACGUCUCCCUCAUGAGAAUUGGACGUUUAAGCUGAGAGGCGAUAUCGUGUUGCGCAACGCUUCGGGCGCCGAAGCCCAAGUGACCCCGGCACAAUUGAAACAGAUCUCGGCUUAUGUUACCCAACAGGACCUGGCACUUCAACUGAGAUUGACGGUACGGGAAACUCUUUACUACCAAGCAAAGCUCAGAUUACCGGUGGAAGAACAUGACGAAAUCCCUUCAAUUGUGGCGCAAAUCAUUCGGGAUAUGGGGCUUGUUGACGCCGCCGAUACCAUGAUUGGUAGUGCUUACGUUAAAGGUAUUUCCGGGGGUGAAAAACGCCGGGUGCUGAUUGCUGUCCAGCUCUUGCUGAAACCGAAAAUCUUGUUUUUGGAUGAACCUACUUCUGGGUUGGACUCGACCACCUCGGCGUUGAUUGUGGCGCUUUUGCAUCGGUUCGCCCUGAACUACGGCACUACCAUCAUCAUGACCAUCCACCAGCCGUCGCAAAAGUUGUUUGAUGCGUUUGGCUCGUUGCUUUUGCUUGCUCGUGGCGGUAGAGUUGUCUACAACGGUCCUCCCAGCGAUGUCGUACCCCGUUUCGAAACCUACGGUCACCAAAAGCCUCAGGAAGUGCUGGAUGCCGAUUUUCUCUUGGAUGUGUUACAGAGUUCUCCCGAGACCGCGUCGGAGCUUGUGGCGGCGUGGACAGCGCCCGAAAAGCCUCACCCUGAGCUGCCAAUUAAAGCGACUCCCGAGGCAACGUUCGAUCUUGCUCCCUAUGCUCACAAAAAGGUACCGUUCUCGGUAUCGUGGAAGACGGUGACUAAGCGGCAGUGGAUCUGUAUCUUCCGUAACAAGGACAUCUUGUGGUCGCGGGCGGGGCAGACGUUCUUUUUAACGGUGGUGCACACAUUGUUCUUUGCUCCUCUCCGUACCGGUCCCGGGGGGCUCGAGAACCGGAUGGGGCUCAUUCAAGAAGUGCUUAACUUGUACUAUGUGGGCAUUAUCAACAACGUUGCGGUGUUCCCCACCGAAAGAGAGAUGUUUUUCCAGGAAUACCGCGACGGCAUCUACGGGGUGGCGGAGUUCUCCAUCCAAUACUUCCUCAACGAGCUCCCCACCGAAGUGAUCCCCGCAUUCAUCUUCUCGAUUUUGAUUGUGUUUGGGGUGGGGCUUCCACGUAAUGCCGGGAUGUUUUUCCUGAUGUUUUGUAUGGGGGCGCUUUCAAUCAAUACCGGAGAACUGUUUGGGAUGAUUGUCAACGCCAUCAUCAGUCACAUGGGGUUGGCGACCAACAUCCUUCUUAAUUCGGUGAUUUUGGCCAUCUUCAUGGGGGGGACGAUGUCGUUGUACAUGCCGGGUUUCUUUAAAGCCGUCAACUACAUCAAUCCGAUGAAGUAUGCCGUCGGCAUCUGUGCCAAAGUGGGGUUCCCUAAGGACAUGGUGUUCGACUGUGGUCUCCCCCACUGUUCUUUGAACACGGGUAAAGAGAUCUUGGACUACUAUAAGUUGAACAUCAACUUGGGCGGCUACUUUGGCGGCAUCGUCACCUGUUUCGUGGCAUACCGUAUCUUGGGGAUUUUGGCGUUAUGGAUCAGGGUGCGGUUUAUUAAUUAA
Molecule: messenger RNA, 3693 nt
Organism: Diutina rugosa
Lineage: Eukaryota; Fungi; Ascomycota; Pichiomycetes; Serinales; Debaryomycetaceae
Gene: ROA1
Product: Roa1p
Exons: 1
Coding region: 1-3693 (1230 amino acids)
Cellular component (GO): membrane
Molecular function (GO): ATP binding; ATP hydrolysis activity; ABC-type transporter activity
Source: RefSeq, a predicted model, not a curated record